This is a messenger RNA of Paramuricea clavata, 1014 nucleotides long. The record is from the annotation of a GenBank genome assembly. Lineage: Eukaryota; Metazoa; Cnidaria; Anthozoa; Malacalcyonacea; Plexauridae.
AUGUCGUCAGAGAAUGAGGAAGCUGUUGGCGAGGAAAGUAUAUCUUCAAACACAUGGUCGAGAUCCAGGAUAGCAAACAGAACUUUAGGUCAAGACGAGGUAAGAUCUGAACAUGCUAGGGAUCUCAAAUUACGUAAGGUCGGACAUUUGGACAAUGUAAAACAGAAAACUAAAUAAUUAGAAGAUGCUGUGGCUAAUGAAACAGAUUCUGCCAUUGUUGAGCAAGCCGUGAGCGAUUACGAGACUGCAUUUAAGAAGUUUUCGGAUGCGCAUGAGAAAUAUCUAGAUAAAAAGCAGCCAUUGCUAUAGACAUACUGUAUAUAAUAAUCAGAAAGACAUUAACAUAUGGUAUAAUGGCUGUAUGAACAGAUAUCAUGAUAGAAAGAAUGAAGAGAGACGAUUAUCGAGUGCUAGAUCCGCCAUAAGUAGCAGGACUAAUACCCGUAGAAGUUAUGCUAGUACUGCAUUAAGUAGACAAAGCAGUGUUAAGGAAAGACUUAGUCAAAGAGAAGAAGCGAAGUUAAAAGUUCAAGCUCUUGAAGAUAAGCAAAGGAUUGAACGUCAGAUAGAAGAGGAACAGUAUGAAAUAGAAAGAAGGAAACUAGAGUUUGAGAGAGAAAUGUAAUUGAGGAAGGCAGAAAGUGUGAGGAAACUUCAGCUUUUGGAUGUCGAGACCGAUCUUAAGUUAUAUGAGAUAAAGCACAAGAUAGAAACAGAAGAUUUGAUGACGAAGGGGAACAAGAAAUACAGCAUAGUGUUGCUCAAGGCACUGGCGUUUAUUUACCUAGAGAGUGUAAGAAAUCAGAAUUGAACAUUAUAUCUGCUGGCAAGAAUACCGCGUCGCCUACUCAAGGUUCAAGUUCCACUACGAAGACAGCUGGAACGUCUGGCCAGUAUAAUACCAUUGCAGUCGGUGGUAUCGACUGUCCCACUAGCAGUGACAUUGAUCAGAAUAAAAAACCUUCCAGUUUACGAUUUAGCUUCCACCAAACGGAACACCCAACCCCUUGUUAA